Molecule: messenger RNA, 2118 nt
Organism: Osmerus eperlanus (European smelt)
Lineage: Eukaryota; Metazoa; Chordata; Actinopteri; Osmeriformes; Osmeridae
Product: transcriptional repressor p66-alpha-like
Exons: 7
Biological process (GO): negative regulation of transcription by RNA polymerase II
Cellular component (GO): NuRD complex
Molecular function (GO): zinc ion binding; sequence-specific DNA binding
Source: RefSeq, a predicted model, not a curated record
UCUACCUCUACCUCUACCUCUCCGCAGUCGACAGUGGCCACUCCCCCCCCUCUGGUGAGGGGCAGCAUGACGUCUGGCAACAGACCUCUCCAGGUGUCGUCAGGGCGUGUCUCCGGCACCGUCAUCCCUCCCCCGCUGGUGAGGGGGGGCCAGCAUAUACCGUCCAAACAGAACUCCCAGAUAUCCAUGCCCCCCCUGGUCAGAGGGGCACAGCAGAUGCAGCCCCUGCACCACCAGCAGCACCACCACCAGCAGCAGCAGCACUUGGGCUCCGGGCCCCCGCCUCUGCUGCUGGCCCCCAGGGCCACGGUGCCCAACGUCCAGGUGCAGGGCCAGAGGAUCAUCCAGCAGGGCCUCAUCCGCGUGGCCAACGUGCCCAACACCAACGUCAUGGUCAACAUCCCCCAGGCCUCCCCGACCAACCUGAAGGCCUCGUCCCAGUCCAACAGCAAGGAGUCGACGGCCAGCCGGCAGGCGGCAGCCAAGCUGGCGCUGUGCAAGCAGCUGGAGAAGACCCUGCUGGAGAUCCCCCCGCCCAAGCCCCCCGCCCCCGAGCUCAACUUCCUGCCCUCAGCAGCCAACAACGAGUUCAUCUACCUGGUGGGGCUGGAGGAUGUGGUGCAGAACCUGCUGGACACGCUGGGCCGAGGCAAGCAGCUGGGAGUGUCCUCCCCCAGCCCCUCCCCCAAAGACCCCUUCAGCUGCUCCCAGUGCAAGACGGACUUCACCUCCCGCUGGAGGAAGGAGAAGGCCGGGGGCGUCAUGUGCGACCAGUGCAUGUCCUCCAACCAGAAGAAGUCCCUGAAGGCCGAGCACACCAAUCGCCUGAAGGCGGCGUUCGUCAAGGCGCUGCAGCAGGAGCAGGAGAUCGAGCAGCGCAUCCUCCAGCAGGCCGCCGCCUCGGCCGUCGCCAAGACGACGGCGUCCCCGGCGCUCAUGAAGAGCGAGCAGCAGGUGUUCGUGUCCCAUCAGUACAAGCAGGGCCGCGCCCAGCUGCAGCAGACGCAGCAUAGAGCCAGCCAGCCAAUGGCCAGGCACCACUCCACCAUCAAGCAGAGCCCUGGGCAGUUGUCCCGUAGUGUCCAGUCGGCCAUGGGGUCACGCGGGGUCACCCACACGUUCUCCACGUCCUCCCAGCUGCAGAACGCCGUGACGACGGCGGCGGCGUCGCUGGUCAGCAGGCCAGGUAAGCAUGCGGUGCGCCCGGCGCAGGGGGCAAAGGUCAGCAGCGGCGUCGCCCCGGCCAGCACCUGGAGGAAGCAGACCAGCGGGACCACAGGCGUGACCAUGGCCUACGUCAACCCCAGCCUGUCUGUCCACAAGAGCAGCUCCUCGGCCGUGGAGCGCCAGAGGGAAUACCUGCUGGACAUGAUCCCCUCCAGGCCCCUCUCCCAGACAGCCAACACAUGGAAAUAGUCAGCCUCCAGACCCCAGCCUCCAGACCCCAGCCUCCAGACCCCAGCCUCCAGACCCCAGCCUCCACCCCCCCCCCCCAGCAACCCAGAGGCUGAUUCAGCUGGAUAUCGUCCAUCAGCCUCCACACAACAGACUGAACAUCUGCGCUGGACGAAAAACAACAACAACAACCUGGGGAUUAUUUGAUAUCAACCAAUGAGAGAGCACCACCACUUCACCAUCUUCCUGUUUUCUGUGUUGUGGAGCAGGGUGGUAUUGGACGUCAUACAGGGGGGGGGGGGGGGCUGGGGGGGAGAAGGAGGCUCACCCUUUUCACCUCCCCACCCCUCCCAUCCCGCCUCUGUCAGUUAAGAUCUUUUACGGUUUUGGGAAGAAGUGAUCUCACACUGUCACUCCCAAACCAAGCCCCGCCCCCCGCCGGCCUCCCUCUGAUUGGCUGGGCUGGCUUCCCCUGGUGACUGCACUGUUAACAUGAUACACUGUGGAUGAUGCCUUACUCGACACACACACCGACACACACACACACGAGCGAGGCGAGACCAGACCAGCACCUCAGCAGUGACAGCACUGAGGAGCAUCAUGGCAGGGAUUGUGGUCGAGCUCAGAGGACCACAAACUUUCAUACAAAAAUGAUAAGCUUCAGCGUUGCAAAAAAGUAUAUACAAAAAAAAGAUUAAAAAAAAGACAAGAAAAAGAAAAAAA